AUGGUGUUCGUCAAGUCUGCUCUUGUUGCUUCCGUAGCGGCCGCUGGGGUGUCUGCCUUCACUGCGCCCAACACACUUGAUGUGGCCAAUCCAGAUUCUGUCAAGGCAGUUGCUAGCAGUCUUGCUUUUGGUGCCAUGUCAUAUUAUAACGGCAAUGUUUCCAGUGAUCCAAAGAUGGUUGGUGACUUGCCAGAUCCAUACUACUGGUGGGAAGCCGGUGCCCUCUGGGGUGUCAUGAUGGAUUACUUCCACUAUACCGGCGACGCAACUUACAAUGACGUGGUCACGCAGGCCCUUACAGCCACCGUCAACACCGGCCCGAACUUUGACUUCGUGCCGCCGGAACACGCGUCCGAGGAGGGCAACGACGACCUCGGCUUCUGGGGCUUCGCCGUUAUGGCCGCUGCGGAACGAGACUUCCCCCAGACCAACAGCAGCGUGCCCUCCUGGCUCACGAUGGGCCAAAACAUUUUCAACUCGCUUGCCACACGCUGGAACUCGACGCACUGCGGCGGCGGCCUGCUGUGGCAGAUCUACGAAAGCAACCCCAAUGGCCUCAACUACAAGAACUCCGUCAGCAACGGCGGCUUCUUCCAGCUCGGCGCGAGGCUGGCCGCCGCCACGGGCGACGCGACGUACGUCGCCUGGGCCAACCUCAUCUGGGACUGGUCCGUCAACGUGGGCUUUAUCGACAGCAACCUCAAAGUUUACGACGGCGCCGACUCCCGCGACAACUGUAGCAAGACGAACUAUCUAUCCUUUACCUACUCCACCGGCAUCUACCUCUACGGCGCCGCGGUCAUGGCCAACCACACCGGGGAAGAGGUCUGGAAGGAGCGUACCAAGAAGAUGUUGGAGACUUCGCGGUCGAGCUUCUUCUCCCUCGCUGAGAACAGCACAAACAUCAUGUACGAGCCCGCUUGCGAGACGGUCAACACGUGCAACACGGAUAUGAAGUCGUUCAAGGGGUACCUGUCCCGUUUCCUCUGGAAGUCGGCCAUCGUCAUGCCCGAGCUCCUCCCCCAGGUCAAGGAGAUCCUGGUGCCGUCCGCUCUUGCCGCGGCCAAGGUUUGCGAGGCCACCGCGACGAAUGUGACGUGCGGUCAGAAGUGGUAUGUGGGCGGGAACGACGGCAGCCUAGGCCUCGGCCAGACCAUGAGCGCCCUCGAGAUCAUCCAGGGUCUCGUUGUCAGUCAGUAG
This is a messenger RNA of Colletotrichum spaethianum, 1200 nucleotides long. Its product is annotated as mannan endo-1,6-alpha-mannosidase DCW1. The coding region runs from base 1 to 1200 and encodes 399 amino acids. The record is from RefSeq and is a predicted model, not a curated record. The transcript is spliced from 3 exons. NCBI's taxonomy places the organism in Eukaryota, Fungi, Ascomycota, Sordariomycetes, Glomerellales, Glomerellaceae. Gene Ontology annotation, biological process: carbohydrate catabolic process; fungal-type cell wall biogenesis. Gene Ontology annotation, molecular function: mannan endo-1,6-alpha-mannosidase activity.